Frankliniella occidentalis (western flower thrips) is the source of this 840-nucleotide messenger RNA. Its product is annotated as outer dense fiber protein 3-like protein 2. The coding region runs from base 203 to 520 and encodes 105 amino acids. Lineage: Eukaryota; Metazoa; Arthropoda; Insecta; Thysanoptera; Thripidae. The transcript is spliced from 5 exons. The record is from RefSeq and is a predicted model, not a curated record.
UCAUCCUCCUCCCCGACAAUGCCGGACAAUGCAAGGGGAUGCAGACAAUGCUGCCUGGCGACCGGGUGGCGGCGGCGGGGGGCCGGGGGUUGUGGUCGGCGAGGUUGCGGUGCGGCUAACCACCCCGACAGGGCAGCUCCCCACUUUCGGCCGGGAAACAACUUCUAAAUUCCAAGUCUAAGCCGAAACCGACACAGCCAUCAUGCCAGGAGGCUGCAAGCAAGUCGGCCCGGGGCCCAACGCCUACCUGCUGCCCAGCACGGUGGGCUACCACGGCCACGACUCGACGCGCGACCGCCGCCCCGCCUACUCCAUGGGGCGGCGGCAGGGCCAGGACGUCAAGUCCCUGGGGCCCGGGCCCGACUGCAUGGUGGACAAGUACAACAGGUUCGGCCGCACGGACGGGCCCUCGUACACCAUGGCGCCCCAGCUGGCACCGCUCUGGGGCAGCGGCUGGACAACACCUUCCAGGACUGCUCGCCCGGCCCCGCGCACUACCGUGCCACCGGGCUGGACGUGAGCCGCUGGAGGAUGCCGCAGUACACGAUGGCCAAGCGCACCGCCCUGCCCGGGGACCGCUCCCUCAAGCCCGCCCCCAACGCCUACAAGCCGAGCUACAACACGCACCGCAGCCCCCCGGAGUUCUCGUUCGGAGUGAGACACACGGACUGCGAGUUCGUCCCCCUUACGGAUGAGGACAAGCACCCCCCUGGCUGCCCGUAACCGUCGCCACCGGAAAAAGUCUUUUUUUUUAAAAAAAAAUGUUAAAGUUAAAAUAAUAAUAAUAAUAAUAAAAAUAGUAAAAUGUCUUUAGAACAACAAUAAAAAAGUUCAGAUACA